This is a messenger RNA of Penaeus indicus, 690 nucleotides long. Its product is annotated as proton-coupled folate transporter-like. Gene Ontology annotation, biological process: transmembrane transport. Gene Ontology annotation, molecular function: transmembrane transporter activity. Gene Ontology annotation, cellular component: membrane. The record is from RefSeq and is a predicted model, not a curated record. NCBI's taxonomy places the organism in Eukaryota, Metazoa, Arthropoda, Malacostraca, Decapoda, Penaeidae. Bases 1 to 690 code for a protein of 229 amino acids. The transcript is spliced from 2 exons.
AUGGCGACGUCAGCCCUCGAAGAAACGGAUCCGCUUCUAAGUAAAUCCUUAGGAAAUAAGUCUUCAUAUUCAUCCACGUCAUCAUAUUCACGUGAAGUCGAGGGAGAGCCUCUGGACGAAGAUGAAACACAGCCAUUGCGCCAAAGCAGAUUCAAGCGGUUUCUGUCGUACGUCACAGUGGAACCGGCGAUGUUUCUUCACUCUCUCUCGGCGGCGGUGGAGGGAGUAUUCGAGACGAAUAUGAUGUUGGAUAAGACUUGCCUAAUCCAGAUGAACUACAGCGAAGAGGUGUGUGCAGGUUUGGACUCAGGGAAGUAUGUCGAACAGCAAGACAUCGUCCAGCAGAUCACCAAUAAGUAUAGUAUGUAUUCCCAGUGGAUCGAGCUCGGGCCUCCCGUCCUCGUGCUCAUUUUCCUGGGCGUCUGGAGCGACACGCGAAGUCGCCGUCUCCCUUUGCUUCUGCCGAUGAUAGGAGCGACGCUGAAGGCUGCGGGUCUCAUGGCCAACGCCUAUUUUUGGACCCUUCAGCCCUAUUUCAUCCUACUCUCCCACAUCCCCUACGGCUUGUGUGGCAACGUUAUGGCCGCCUACAUGGCUGCGUAUGUUAUAAUCGGCGAUCUUACUGGUACACAGCGCUCUCGGGACGGCGCUCUACCAGUCCAGUGGCUACACGCUGGUCUUCGGGAUUGA